AUGGCCGAUUCAAUCUCAAAAAGAGUAAACGUUUCUUCUAAAGACGAUGUCGUCCUGGUUUGUUUGCCACCAGAAAGGAGUUCAUUCCAGAAACUGAGACAACGCCUGUCUGAGAUCUUCUUCCCUGAUGAUCCUCUUCACAUGUUCAAGAAUCAAACUUUAUCAAGAAAAUGGGUUCUUGGUUUACAGUACAUCUUCCCCAUCCUUCAAUGGCUGCCUUCCUAUACUUUCCAACUCUUCAGAUCUGAUCUCAUUGCAGGUCUCACCAUUGCUAGUUUGGCCAUUCCACAGGGAAUAAGUUAUGCAAAACUUGCACAUUUGCCACCAAUAAUUGGAUUAUAUUCUAGUUUUGUUCCACCAUUGAUAUACUGGGUUCUUGGGAGUUCAAAGCAUCUUGGGGUUGGACCAGUUUCAAUAGCAUCACUGGUAAUGGGAACAAUGUUAAGUGAAGAAGUGAAUCCAAUAACUCAACCAGAUCUAUAUCUUAGCCUUGCUUUUACUUCUUCCUUCUUUGCUGGCCUUCUUCAAGCUUCAUUGGGAUUUCUAAGAUUAGGGUUCAUAAUUGAUUUCCUUUCAAAGGCAACUCUAAUAGGUUUCAUGGCUGGAGCUGCCAUUAUUGUCACCCUUCAACAGCUUAAAGGUUUGCUUGGUAUUGUCCAUUUCACUAACAAAAUGCAAAUUGUCCCUGUUAUGUCAUCUGUUUUUCACCAAACUAAAGAGUGGUCUUGGGAAACCAUUCUUAUGGGUUUAAGUUUCUUAGCCUUUUUACUAAUCACUAGGAAAAUUAGCAUGAAGAAACCAAAGCUAUUUUGGAUAUCAGCAGCAGCACCAUUAACAUCUGUUUUUCUGUCUACUCUUCUGGUUUUCAUCUUCAAAUCCCACUUAAAGGAUGUCAUCUCUAUAAUUGGGACACUGCCAAGAGGGAUCAAUCCACCAUCUGCAAAUAAGCUAGUUUUUCAUGGUUCUCAUCUUGCUCUCACAAUCAAAAUCGGAAUCGUGACUGGGAUUUUGUCUCUAACCGAAGGAGUUGCUGUUGGAAGGACGUUUGCUUCAAUUGAAAACUACCAAAUUGAUGGGAAUAAAGAGAUGAUGGCUAUUGGUCUAAUGAACAUGGCUGGUUCUUGUUGUUCAUGUUAUGUCACAACUGGUUCUUUUUCUCGGUCGGCUGUGAACUACAAUGCUGGUGCCAAAACUGCUUCUUCUAAUGUAGUAAUGUCGGCUGCAGUGGUGAUUACUUUGCUAUUCCUUAUGCCCCUGUUUUACUACACGCCAAACUUUGUUUUAGCCGCAAUUAUUAUGACUGCUGUCAUUGGACUCGUCGAUUAUACAGCCGCCAUUAAGCUUUGGAAGAUAGAUAAGCUUGACUUCUUGUCGUGUUUAUGUUCCUUUUUUGGUGUUCUUUUCUUCUCUGUUCAAUCUGGUCUUGCAAUUGCCGUUGGAGUGUCCAUUUUAAAGAUUCUACUCCAGGUUACUAGACCAAACACAAAUGUCCUAGGAAACAUUCCUGGGACUCAACUAUAUAGGAGUCUAACCCAUUAUAAGGACGCAUUAAGGGUUCGAUCUUUCCUAGUCUUGGCCAUCGAGUCUCCUAUGUAUUUUGCUAACUCAUUUUAUUUACAAGAGAGGAUAUUAAGAUGUGUACGAGAAGAGGAAGAAAGGAUUCAAGCAGAUAAAGACGCGACUCUCAAAUGUGUAAUAUUGGAUAUGACAGAACUUUCUAAUCGUGGUGAAUUCUCAGCUGUGACCGCGAUAGAUAACAGUGGGAUUGAUGCCAUUAGCGAACUUAACAAAUCAUUGCAGAAGAAAUCGCUUCAGAUGGUUUUGGUGAAUCCUGUUUCAGAAGUUAUGGAAAAGUUGAGCAACUCAAAGCUGUUGGAUUUGUUUAGCCUCAACAGCCUUUAUUUGUCGGUGUCUCACGCAAUCGAUGAUAUAUCGUCUGGUUGGAAGGCAUGA
Impatiens glandulifera is the source of this 1953-nucleotide messenger RNA. RefSeq names its product probable sulfate transporter 3.4. The record is from RefSeq and is a predicted model, not a curated record. Gene Ontology annotation, molecular function: secondary active sulfate transmembrane transporter activity. Lineage: Eukaryota; Viridiplantae; Streptophyta; Magnoliopsida; Ericales; Balsaminaceae. Gene Ontology annotation, biological process: transmembrane transport. Gene Ontology annotation, cellular component: membrane. The transcript is spliced from 10 exons. The coding region runs from base 1 to 1953 and encodes 650 amino acids.